GUGAGAGGCGGUGGUGAGUCAAACAACCAGACUAUACCCAUGGUGACUCCACAGCUGGUGAUUUUAGAGUGGUGUUCGACUCUUGGUUGUUGGAAUCGAAGGAUUGAUGGAAAGAUAGGAAAUGAUUGCACGAUGAAGUAGGCUUUUUAUAUACCACGCCAUGCGAAGGGGAAGCAACACCAGGUGUCACAAUUGGCGUGUUAUGGAGGAAAUGCACAUACGGAAACCCCGUAGGAUGAACCGGGUGGUCAAACUCUGAUAUUCUUCAAAAACAUCGCGGUGUCCCUUUAUUUGAUUUCUGUUUUCCGAUUCGUUUUACGAUUCGGUGGGAAACCGAUAUGGACGAGUUUGAAAUAGUUUGCACCUGCCGAGGAUUAUUUUGUUGUGGGGAUAUUAUUUGACAUUGAUGUCAGCAAAUGUCAACCAUGGCAAAUAGACAAAAUGAACUGAAACACAAGCCACGGCACCUUUUACAGUGAUUUAUACAACCGGUAAAAACGGAAACGAUCGCAAACAAGAACAAUUUAGAUGCACUAAGGUAGCCAGGAAAAGUCGUGUGAAAACACAAUUCUUGUUUUCGCUGUUUUGCUGGCGAAACAUGCAACUCCGCGCCUCGUAUUCGCCAAUUCUGAAGGCGUUGGUGUCCGGGGAGAGAAGUGGUGGUCUUUCAAACCACUCCAUGCGAGGCAACGUAGGAUAUAAUCUAGAAGAAGGGGACGUCGUGUCUGAUGCGGCUACUACCGGUGGUGGGGGCUAUAGCUUGGACGCUGGAAGCAAUGACUCGUCCACUGUGGAGGUGGGCCCCCACCUCACCGUCGCAGAGACGGUAGCCAUUGCUCUUGUACUUUCAACUUUGAUCAUUCUAUCCAUCGUCGGCAAUGUAUUGGUGUGUGUUGCUGUAGCCACCGAGGAUAAACUCCGAAAGACGGGUAACUCAUUCAUCGUGUCGUUAGCGAUGGCGGACCUUCUUGUGUCGAUACUUGUCAUGACGUUUGGCAUGGCUAAUGAUCUGCUUGGUUAUUGGGCUUUUGGUCCCGAGUUUUGCGAUGUUUGGAUCUCGUUUGACGUGAUGUUUAGCACUGCGUCCAUUCUGAAUAUAUGCGCCAUCAGUGUGGAUCGGUAUCUCCAUAUUAAGAAACCAUUUGCUUAUUAUCGAUGGAUAACUAACAAACGCGCUGUGAUUGCAAUAGGUGUUGUUUGGAUUAUGUCUGCUUUGGUGUCAUUUUUACCGAUACAACUCGGCCUUCAUAAGGGUUUUGGUGGACCGGCUGUUUCGCCAAGUACCCCAGCACCCGUCCCUGAUGACGUACUGGUCGCAAGUAAUGCCUACAUCUGCAUGCUGGAUUUGAACCCGACGUAUGCAGUGGUGUCCUCUACGAUCAGUUUCUUUGUGCCGUGUGUGGUAAUGAUCGCCAUCUACACCCGGAUCUUCAGCGCGGUGAGGGAGCGGGUACGGAACGCCCGGAUGGGCAGACUGGGUAAGAUCGACAAUCCGGACUCGUCCUGUCACGGCAACCAAGCUGCCUCGGACCACAAGGCAGCUGUGACACUCGGAAUAAUCAUGGGGGUAUUUUUAAUCUGCUGGGUACCUUUUUUCUCCCUGAACAUCAUUACACCGUUGUGUGACAAGUGCGAUCCCUCACCUGCUCUCCUCGCCACCCUAACGUGGCUAGGGUAUCUCAACUCCACGCUCAACCCCAUCAUAUACAGCAUCUUUAAUCGGGACUUCCGGGAGGCCUUUAAACGAAUCCUCGGAUUGAACUUCAUCAUGAGGAAGAUCAGAGAAAGAAAGGCUGGCUUAUUGAACUCCAACAGUCCUAGAAGCAGUAUUGAAAGCAGCGUGGCGUACACCAAUGGGAGGCGAGCAGCACCUACUCCCCAGAUCGACCCGGAAACGCAGGUAGCUCCCGUGUCGAGCCUUCCCAGAGUGGAUUACAUCUUCGAUAGAAUCACAUCAUGCUGACAAGCCGUUUACUAUUUACUGUACACUUAACAUAUGACAAAGUAUUGAAGCUGGUGGUGGGAAGCAUUAUUUUGUAUCAAGAGUAUCUUUUUAGAGUAAUGUUUUAGUUUUCUAUGUAACAAGCGAUGGGUGACUGGUAUGCGUUGUUUGUCACGAGUGUGUAAGCAAAAGUGUAAACAGCAAAAAUGUAAAGUGGCUUAGUAUUUUUUGCGGGCUAGAAACGAAUGAUUUAGCAUUACCAACAGCCUUUUUUAACAGCCAUGAAGUAUGUAAGAUUUAAAUUACAAAUUGGUAAGUCUAAGAAUACUUUGAAGACGUUGAGCCAAAAUGAGUCAGGUUCUUGCAAACAAAGAAUUUGCAAAAUGUUUUGAAAAUAACAUUUAUUUGGUUUGUUUUUAAAAAGGGCUUCAAUGUUGAAUUAAGUUUUGUCAUUCACUCAUUAUCUAAAACAUUGGGACCUUAUGAAAGUGGAAACAAAAUGCAAGUCUUUAACCUUCAUUUAGAUAUCACUGUUUUGGUAAAAACGCUGCAAGGGUGCAAAAACACGUUUGAUGAAAAUGCCCUCUAUGCUACUUUUGGUUGUAUGACGAAUUUUCCUUAUAAAUAUGUCGAAUACCUGCCAAUUUACAAGACAGGGCCACCAACUCUCUCCCUUUUUCACCGGCAAAUCAUGAUGGCCUCAAUACGAGCAUGCCUGAAUUCAAAUGCUCCUUUUCCUUCAAAACGCAUUGGUGAAAUGUUCACUUUGGUUGUAUCCUGAGUUUUUUAAUAUUAAAAGCUGGUGUACAUGUAUAUACACGAAUGAUCAUUGAUAUACCACACAUCUAAGAUUGCUCAACCAGACCAGUGUUUUAAACAAACUGUACAAUUAUUUAAUGAUUACACCCGCAAUUAGCGAAGAUUAGUUAUUCAUUCAUGAGUUUAAGCUGGUCAAUUAAUUCAACCGAAUGCACGGUUUCGCGAUUUCUAAUUGAUAUUUUAUAUACUUAAACAUCAUUCAUAAAACAUCUCGGCACGAAAACACUAAUUACCUCUGGAGUAUCGCGUUGUAUGUAGAUGACAAACCGUUUUGACAGUAUAAUUCAUCGGUGGUUAACUUAUUUAAUUAGAUACAUGGACUAAUUAGUUAACGGAUACACAGUGAUCUAAUAAGGCGGGGUGUCUUAAUCGAAAAACAUCCGACUCUUAUCAAGACAAAUUGCAAAUGAAUCUGACCUGAUUGUUAGUGUCUUCGUUCGAUGCAUGCGUUGCAUGUUUUUUUUUAUAGUCGUAACUCAAUUGCAAACCGCACUAAUUGAAACAAAAAACAAUAAUGCAAAUGUUGGGCUCUCUAAUACCCACGCAAUGUUGUGAAUAAAAUUGAGUCUCGCCUUGAUCAAUGUGAAAGCAAUCAAUAAGUAAACCAUGAAUGCCAAAACGCGAUUUUAACAAAAAAUUAUAAUGACAAAGGGUAAUUUUUUAAGGAAAAAAAUCCACAUCACUGAAACAAAAAU
This is a messenger RNA of Asterias rubens (European starfish), 3456 nucleotides long. Its product is annotated as dopamine receptor 1-like. Bases 599 to 1963 code for a protein of 454 amino acids. Gene Ontology annotation, biological process: adenylate cyclase-activating adrenergic receptor signaling pathway. The transcript has a single exon. Gene Ontology annotation, molecular function: G protein-coupled receptor activity. Lineage: Eukaryota; Metazoa; Echinodermata; Asteroidea; Forcipulatida; Asteriidae. The record is from RefSeq and is a predicted model, not a curated record. Gene Ontology annotation, cellular component: membrane.